AAAUAAUACCGAUCUCUCAACAUAAUGGAGACUGAUAUUCCAGAUACCAUCGCGUCUACGGCUGCAGAGACAGUUGACCUUCUGGAGACGCGGCUUUGUAGAAUCGAAUUCCUGCUUACGGGCCGUGCAACCUGGACUGGUAAACCGGAACGGCUUCCUGCACCUCCUGCGUCUGCGUGGGAGUCGGUCGCUGCUCGCUUGGCUGAAUUGGAACAUGGACUGAAAGUCUUGAGCUCGAAAGUUCCUGCUGUGCAGGAUGUGCUGAAACUGUAUUCUCGCUACCCCGACCUUUUCCAGAGCUCCAAUCCUACCACCGUCCCCAGCACUCUCUCCACUCAAUCUCUCGCCUCGAUCGUUCUCUCUUACGCUACCGCCUUCCCCGAGACGGCUUCUCGACUAAGCUCACUACAGGACCUACCCAUUCCGCCUGCAAGCGCAUCGACGAGCCUGAUUGAACUACAACCCCGAAUUGAUCGGUUACUCAAAGAGCAGGAAAAGCAGGCGAAUGAGGUGGCGGAGUUAAGGGCGAGAAGUGCACUGUUGAUGAAGAGAUGGUUGGAGGUGGGAAUUGUAGGUGGCGGUGAGGUUUGGGGGGAAUGGGAGGAGAAGGUUCGCAUGGCGGAGAGGGCAGUCAGGAGGCUAGAGGCCAAAAUGGUGAGGGAUGAGUGAACGAUGGAAAGAGGUGUAGAUAUGCUAUGCCGGCUUCGACUUUUGCGCCAAUUGUCGAUGAAUUGCGAUAUCAUGCUUUGGGAGGCAGGCAUUACUAGGUUGCCUAUUACGGAGCUGACUGAAGGAGAGGAUGGUGAAACGAACAAAGAGUUCGUAACUCGAGCCGUCGAGCAAGAGUCUCAAGCGCCCCUUCGUUGGGAAAGCUUCUUCAAUUUACCCAACGUCUUUGACGAGAACGACGGGGGUAUCGAUUUUAGUAUGACCCCGGUAAGGUUUAAUCAUUGGCGUUCCUGAACUUCUGUCGAACCGUGAAUCUUUGGCAAAAGUGUCAAAGAUCCACGGAUCGCAUGAAAGUAUCGAGAGAAUGCACCGCGGGACGAAGCUACCUUUAAGAAAUGCUGACG
Molecule: messenger RNA, 1073 nt
Organism: Coccidioides immitis RS
Lineage: Eukaryota; Fungi; Ascomycota; Eurotiomycetes; Onygenales; Onygenaceae
Product: nuclear distribution protein RO10
Exons: 3
Coding region: 25-669 (214 amino acids)
Biological process (GO): cytoskeleton-dependent cytokinesis
Cellular component (GO): dynactin complex
Source: RefSeq, a predicted model, not a curated record